UUAACCUUUAGUCUGCAAGCUGUCCCCCGAACGGUCUGAAAACACCAGCUCUGGCUGAGCGAGAAGGUAAUAUCAAUGAAAUGCCAUUUUCAGCCUAUAACGUUUUGUUAUGCUGCACAGCAGGGAAGUUGGAGCGCAUCCUGUUCUCAGGCUAGAUAACACUCGCACUUCCCACUACUGAAUGAGAAGGUGGGAAAUCAAGUGGUGAGAAGACAAAAAGGACAGGCAGCUCCUCUCGAGUGGACACAGGGCAUUUUCCACCUGGCACAUUUCUUAAUGGAACAAAUGUGGAUUCAGCAGGAGUGGCCAGGCAGGCCAUGGCAUUAAGCAGAUUUUUGCUGCUCUGUAUGGUGGCCUCUGAGGUGUUUGAUGCUGAGACCAAACCCAUUGAUUUUGUGUGUAAUAGAGGAGCCAGGAGGUCUCUGAAUAUUGUGGCAGAGAUAGAGAGGGCACUGAGUGACUGUAAUGGCUUCACGACUUUCCCCACACCGGUUCAGCUACCCUGUACCGAGCUUCAUGUUGCAUCCUGGGAAAACAAAUCACACCAGGAGAAGAGAGGAGACAUAGUUGCAUCCUUGAGGCUUCUUAUUGAAAGUGUGAAGGCUGUGAGGGUCCCAACGCAGCCAGGAUGUGCCGUUUCACUGCUGCAGAGACUGGAGAGAAACAUCAACAACUACCUGCUCCUUCUCACACACCUUCAGAUAAGUCAGGGGCCAGUGGUGAGCACAGCACUGUCCUGUGUUCCUCGAAGCACGCAGAGUCUGAGCACAGUCCUACUGAACUACAACCGACUGAUCUCAGGCAAACUGGAGUGGUUCAUGGUUGACCUAGAAGACCGAUGCACUUAUCAGUGAGACAAGAACAACUUCAGCGGACCCAGCAGGGUGAUGAGUUCCACUAAAGCCCAGGACAAUACAAGAAGCAGGAAGAUUCACCGGAGCAAAAUAUCCUAAAGGAUCUGGAUUAUCUCCUCACUUUAGACUCACUCUCUUUAAGAGUAAAAAGUAGAAAUACACCCUUCUCUGCUGGUCAUCAGGAGGAACUACAGCAAGAGAACGAGAGAAAAAUAAAAAAAAAACUGCAAUGAUGACAUUGUAAACAAAUGAAUGUAUUUUAGGUGGGUGGUUUUUUUUUGUUGUUUGUUUUUUGUAUUAUUCUACAUAAAAUCAGAGAUGCUUUAAAUUUCUACAGAAACACAAAACAAGCCCACAGUCUGCCAAAGGGCGGGUAUGUUUGCAUUGUAAAUUGUAUAUAGCCUAUAGGCAGCUUCUUGUCUUCACUGAAUGCAAAAUUCUCAUAAUCAAAAUGACUGUUUCACAUCAAAUGUUGUCAUCCAGCUUGAUCAAAUGGCCAGGACCAAAAAGUCAUCUUGGUUGUUUGGAUUAAUGUUUUGAUGUCAGAAUUGUUUCUCCAUAAUUGGUGGUACAAAAGUAUUGCACAGUGGAUGGAAAGACUAUAGUCUAUGCACGAAAUUGGUUUAUUUUUAAUUUUAUUCUGGUUAGGUUAUUAUGCAAAUACUUCAAGACAGUCCUUGCACAUUAGCUGAAUGAAAAGAAAUCACAGAUACUUAUUAAAUAUACUUACCAAAAAAUAACGGAAAUUGGAAUGUGCUGCCAUACAGUCUUUGAAUGAGUUUAGUGAGUAGACAUAUUCUCAUUGCACCUUUAGAUCUUCUCUCUGUUUACAUUUCAUUUUAAUGUUAUUUCUUUGCUGUAGCUGUGUGCAUGGUACAAUGUUUUUUUUCUUUUAUUCUUACAUUGUCUUUUUUUAAAAUCACAAAAACUAACUUAGUUGUCUUUUUUGUAUUUAUGUGUCUAGCUACUUACCUAGAUUUUGCAUGUAAGAGGUUACUACGUUUUAUAUCGAAAUGAAUACUGUUUAUCAUAAAAACAUUGUUAUAAAAUAUGCAAUAAACUCUGAUUCUUUUCAUUAAAUUACUCAUUUAUAGAU
Molecule: messenger RNA, 1950 nt
Organism: Scatophagus argus
Lineage: Eukaryota; Metazoa; Chordata; Actinopteri; Scatophagidae
Gene: thpo
Product: thrombopoietin
Exons: 5
Coding region: 318-854 (178 amino acids)
Biological process (GO): cell population proliferation
Cellular component (GO): extracellular region
Molecular function (GO): cytokine activity; hormone activity
Source: RefSeq, a predicted model, not a curated record